Messenger RNA from Rhodamnia argentea, 1800 nucleotides. RefSeq names its product methionine aminopeptidase 2B-like. Gene Ontology annotation, molecular function: metalloaminopeptidase activity. NCBI's taxonomy places the organism in Eukaryota, Viridiplantae, Streptophyta, Magnoliopsida, Myrtales, Myrtaceae. Gene Ontology annotation, biological process: proteolysis. The record is from RefSeq and is a predicted model, not a curated record. The coding region runs from base 153 to 1574 and encodes 473 amino acids. The transcript has 11 exons.
GCUCGGCUGGUAUUUUAUUUAUAUAUUUGGGUUGAGAGGAGGUCGGCGCUGAAGACGAGCAGUGGCGGGUACAACACGAGAGAGGGAGAGGGAGAGAGAGAGAUUCAAUUCAAACACCGGAAUUCAGAAACGGAUUCGAAGGCCAUUUGUCCAUGGAGGAAGCGAACGUGCCCGUGGAAGCGGUUCCUGCCGAAGAAAAUGGCGUAGAGGAGGCUACUGACCGCCUUGCCGCGCUGCAAACUGAUGCCAACGACGGAAAGGAUAAUGGAGAGGUCGCCAAGAAGAAAAAGAGAAAGAACAAAAGCAAGAAAAAGAAAGAAUUGCCAGAGCAGACUAAUCCACCGUCAAUUCCUGUUGCUGAACUUUUUCCAUCUGGGGAGUUUCCAGAGGGUGAAAUUCAGCAGUACAAGGAUGAUAAUUUAUGGAGGGUGACAUCUGAAGAGAAGAGGGAAUUGGAGCGCCUUCAGAAACCAAUGUAUAAUUCAGUUCGACGAGCAGCAGAGGUUCAUCGACAGGUUAGGAAGUACAUCAGGGAAAUUUUGAAACCCGGAAUGCUGAUGACUGACUUAUGUGAGACCUUAGAGAACACGGUUCGUAAGCUAAUAUCCGCAAAUGGCUUGCAAGCAGGGAUCGCUUUCCCUACAGGAUGCUCUUUGAAUUGGGUGGCUGCCCACUGGACUCCAAAUACAGGAGAUAAGACUGUGCUUCAGUAUGAUGAUGUGAUGAAGUUAGACUUUGGGACUCAUAUAGAUGGGCUUAUAGUUGACUGUGCAUUUACGGUGGCCUUUAAUCCCAUGUUUGAUCCUCUGCUUGAAGCCUCACGGGAAGCAACGAAUGCUGGUAUUAAGGAAUCUGGAAUAGACGUUCGUCUGUGUGACGUCGGUGCUGCAAUCCAAGAGGUCAUGGAGUCAUACGAAGUUGAAAUAAAUGGAAAGACUUUCCAAGUUAAGAGCAUCCGAAACUUAAACGGACAUAGCAUCAGGCCCUAUCAAAUCCAUGCUGGAAAAUCUGUACCCAUUGUGAAGGGAGGUGAGCAGACAAAGAUGGAAGAGGGCGAAUUUUUUGCAAUUGAGACUUUUGGUUCCACAGGAAAGGGAUAUGUAAGAGAAGACUUAGAGUGCAGCCACUACAUGAAAAAUUUUGAUGUUGGCCACAUACCGUUGAGGUUGCCCAGAGCAAAGCAACUGUUAGCAACAAUUAAUAAGAACUUCUCCACCUUAGCAUUUUGUAGACGUUAUUUAGAGCGGUUGGGUGAGACCAAAUAUCUCAUGGCAUUGAAGAACUUAUGUGAUGCUGGAAUUGUGCAGGUGAAAUUGAUUUAUUUCCUUUUUUUUUAUCAAGUUUUACAUGACAUGCCAUUGGGCCAACGUCUUACAUGCGCUUUGGCUAUACAAGGUGAUGCUCUGGUGUAUGAAUUUGGUAUUUUGUUCACAUGCAGCCUCUUCCACCUCUUUGUGACGCGAGGGGAAGCUAUAUUUCUCAGUUUGAGCAUACCAUUCUCCUCCGGCCAACUUGCAAGGAGGUCAUAUCCAGAGGCGAUGACUAUUGAUUUUCUGUAUGUAACAUGUCAGUGAAUACCAAGAAGAUAAAAAGAAUUACAUGUUAGCAAGAUACCGGUGGGCAUUUUCUUUUGACUUUUGGGUUUUGGAAUUUACGUUUAUUUCCGGCAUCUCUCGUCUGAAAAAGAUGCGAAAUGGUUCAAGACAUAAAUGACGAUUUUGCUUUUGGAGUUGCUUCAGAGUCGGUUCUGCUGAACCGUGGAGACAUUUCGCGAGGUAGGAGUGGUGGAAAUUUUGCUUA